GGGAGUUGAUCAGGCUCCCCCAAGGUCUGUUGUGGGGGAACCACAUGCUGGGUUCCCCAGACAAAUCCCAACCCCCAUUCUUAGGCCGGGCCUGCCGGCCUUUAGGUGCUGUACUGUUCUGAGCCUGGGCUAUGCCUGGGCAUGAGGAAAGCCCUUGAAGCUUGCCUGGAGGAGGAAUCAUGCAGAGCACCCCUGGAGGGGGGUUGGGCCCUGGGCUGUCCCCUGUGGAUAGUCGGAUGCUCCUGAUCUGCAGCUUUAUCCUCAUGACAGCUUGGGGUCAAAUGAAUUUCACAGGAGACCAGGUUCUUCGAGUCCUGGCCAAAGAUGAGAAGCAGCUGUCACUUCUCAGGGAUCUGGAGGGCCUGAAGCCUCAGAAGGUGGACUUCUGGCGUGGCCCAGCCAGACCCAGCCUCCCUGUGGACAUGAGAGUCCCCUUCUCUGAACUGAAUGAUGUCAAAGCUUAUCUGGAGGCUCAUGGCCUCGCCUACAGCAUCAUGAUAAAGGACAUCCAGGUUCUGCUGAAUGAGGAGAGAGAAGCCAUGGCGAAAUCCCGCCGGCGGGAGCGCAGCACCAAUAGCUUCAGCUAUUCUUCUUACCACACCCUAGAGGAGAUAUAUAGCUGGAUUGACAACUUUGUAACUGAGCACUCAGAUAUCGUCUCCAAAAUUCAUAUUGGCAACAGCUUCGAAAAUCGAUCCAUUUUUGUCCUGAAGUUCAGUACUGGAGGCUUUCAGCGCCCAGCUGUUUGGAUUGACACUGGCAUUCACUCUCGGGAGUGGAUCACCCAUGCCACAGGCAUCUGGAUUGCCAAGAAGAUUGUCAGUGUACACGGCAAAGACCUCAUCCUGACAGAUAUAUUGAAAGCCAUGGACAUCUUCAUAGAGAUUGUCACUAAUCCUGAUGGGUUUGCUUUUACCCACAGCAUGAACCGCUUAUGGCGGAAGAACAAGUCAAGCAGACCCGGCAUCUUCUGCAUUGGCGUGGAUCUGAACAGGAACUGGAAGUCAGGCUUUGGAGGAAAUGGUUCAAAUAAAAACCCCUGCUCAGAGACUUACCAUGGGCCCUGGCCUCAGUCUGAGCCAGAGGUGGCUGCCAUUGUGAAAUUCAUCACACACCAUGGGAACUUCAAGGUUCUGAUCUCCAUCCACAGCUACUCUCAGAUGCUCAUGUACCCUUAUGGCCACUCUCUGGAUCCUGUUUCAAACUAUGAAGAGCUGUACGACCUUGCCAAGGAUGCAGUGAAGGCCCUGUAUGAGGUGCACGGGAUCAAGUACAUUUUUGGCAGCAUAAGCACCACUCUCUAUGUGGCCAGUGGGAUCACCGUGGACUGGGCCUAUGACACUGGCAUCAAGUAUGCCUUCAGCUUCGAGCUCCGAGACACUGGACACUAUGGCUUCCUGCUGCCAGCCUCGCAGAUCAUCCCCACGGCCCAGGAGACAUGGAUGGCCAUACGGACCAUCAUGGAGCAUGCCCUGAAUCACCCCUACUAGCCAGGCUUCUGAGGCCAUGGCAGGUGGGGCUUACCUCACUCCCCAAGAUUUGGGACUUCUACUGAAACCCAAGUUAUUCAUCCCUUCCCCGCACCCUUUGCUGGACCCCUAGGAAAUAGAUGUAAGUUUGAACAGG
This is a messenger RNA of Castor canadensis (American beaver), 1626 nucleotides long. It is a transcript of the gene Cpa5, whose product is annotated as carboxypeptidase A5. Lineage: Eukaryota; Metazoa; Chordata; Mammalia; Rodentia; Castoridae. Gene Ontology annotation, biological process: proteolysis. The record is from RefSeq and is a predicted model, not a curated record. Gene Ontology annotation, molecular function: metallocarboxypeptidase activity; zinc ion binding.